Molecule: messenger RNA, 3348 nt
Organism: Mya arenaria
Lineage: Eukaryota; Metazoa; Mollusca; Bivalvia; Myida; Myidae
Product: inter-alpha-trypsin inhibitor heavy chain H6-like
Exons: 16
Coding region: 164-2818 (884 amino acids)
Source: RefSeq, a predicted model, not a curated record
UAUAACGAAACAACAUUCAAGCGAGCACUUGGAUCGUAAAGCAGUUUUCCUGUUGUUGAUUUUUUCUGUGUAUAGAUAACUAUAUACUGUAUAAGAUCAGGGACUUUUCUUAAAUUUGUUUGAGUUUAUAGUGUAUUGAUAAGAAAAAGAAUUAAAAACAGUAAUGCAUGUGGAGGCGGUUUGUGCGCGGCUGCUGGUGGCCCUGGGGAUUUGCUGCUGGGCGGGGACGGCGCUAGGGACCAUCAAGAGAGCGGAAAUUACGUCACUGCAUGUGGAUUCCGACAUUCAGUUUCGGUACGCCACGACGCAGGUGACCAGUCGCCUAAAGAAUCCACUUGACCAGAAGUCUGAGGCGCUGUUUGACGUCACGCUGCCAAACGAAGCAUUCAUUACAAACCUUACUCUAGAAGUGGACGGACAUGUAAUGGUAGGGGAGAUCCAGGGGCGGGAGGAGGCAAAGCGCCGCUACGAGGCGGCCAGAGACCGAGGACAGACUGCCGGCCAUAUCGCCACCAGGAGUCGAGAAACUAACCGCUUCACGCUGUCUGUGAGUGUGGCGCCCUUCGGUAAGGUCACCUUCAACCUCACCUACCAGGAGCUGCUCCGCCGGAAACAUGGAUACUAUGAACAGGUGGUGUAUAUUGACCCAGGGCAGGAGGUUGCAGACCUGCAGGUGCGAAUAUCUUUAAAGGAGGCUCGCGACAUCACCCGUCUUACAGUGCCACCACUUAGGAACGACCUUGACCCAUAUAUAGCAGAUGUGGAGAACAUGACGCAAGUAAAGCGGUCGUCCGACCGAGAGGCGGUGGUGGUGUUCCGUCCGGAUCUGGACUUUCAGCGGGCACAGGCGGCCGGUGGCCUUGCGGGCCAGUUCGUCCUCCAAUACGACAUAGACAGGACGAUGACCGGCGAUGAUAUACUGCUGGUGAAUGGGUACUUCGUCCACUUUUUCGCCCCCGAGAACUUCCAGCCGCUCCCUAGUGACGUCCUCUUCAUACUCGACGUCAGUGGAUCCAUGAAGGACACAAAGAUGAAACAGAUGAAGACGGCCAUGCUGUCUAUUUUGGGUCAGCUAAAUGCUCAUGACCGGUUCAACAUUAUCACAUUCUCCAACAAAGUGAGCGUCUGGCGGUCUGAGAUGGCUGAGGUGGCGGAUGAGGACGUGCGUGAAGAGGCGCUUUUGCACGUGCAGACACUGAAGGCUGGUGGAUGGACUGAUAUAGAAAAAGCCCUUGCAGCGGGACUUGACCUGAUGCGGCCCAGCAAGCGUGGAAAUGCAGGGGUCGAGGUCCGCUCCCCCAUCAUCAUGUUUUUAACGGACGGCGAGCCAACAGAGGGCGUCAUGGGCACGGACAACAUACUGAGCAGUGUCAAGAACAAAAAUGAAGGCCAAGUGGCGAUAUUCUCGCUCGCAUUUGGCGGGGAUGCAGAUUACGACCUUGUCAAAAAAAUAGCCCUACAGAACCAUGGAAUUGGACGGCGGAUAUAUGAGGCAUCAGAUGCUGCAAUACAGAUUGCAGGCUUCUACAGCGAAAUUGGAGUGAGCCUGCUAAGUAACCUGACAUUCCGCUACCUUGAUGUUCCUGUGGAAAACCUGACGCGCAGCCACUAUACUAACUACUUCAAUGGCUCCGAGAUCGUGGUGUGCGGCAGGUACGAAGAACUCCAUGGUCGUUCCCUGACCGUCCAGGUGACGGCAAGUUCAGAGAAAGGUCCUGGCACGAUACUUCAGGCGGCGGAGCGUGCAGGCGAGGCCCAGGGUAAUACGAGCGAGCCCAAUUCCAUGUUUGAGGAGCUAACAGAGAAGGUAUGGGCGUAUCUGACCAUCAAACAGUUGCUCGAGGAGGAGACGGCCACUACGGACAAUGACCAGCGUAGUGCGCUCAAGGACAGGAUUACCAAUCUUGCUCUGCAGUACGGGUUUGUGACGCCGCACACGUCCAUGGUGGUCACAGAGCUUGCGGACCAGCCGCGCCAGGCGGCCGGAGAAGGCUAUAUCUUUGAAGAGCAGGCAUAUCAUAGUACAGCUGAGUCGGUACAAGACGUUCAGGUUGGCCUGUCCAUCCUCCGUCCUCAGUCUGCUGGGUUUGUCAAUCCAGCAGUCCAGCACAGCGACGUAAAGCAUACAUUUAGUGUGGCCUUGCUGCGUCGUGAUCCUUUGCGCCGGCCUUACUCCGUGCCUAGUUUACCAGGGUAUGGAUUAUCAAUGCCGUAUGUGUCCGACAAGAACGUGAAUGGUCAGCGCAAACGGAAGUUUAAAAAAAGAAAACCAAGUAAAAAUGGGAGAAAACAAAAAGGGCGCGGUUCAAGAUUUCUGCUGGCUCUCCUCCCUCCUAUCAAGACGCCCAUAUGUCUGCCCCUGAGCCCCUCAAACACACUACUGUAUGAGGACAUAGAUAAACAGUUGAAGAUAAGUGCUAUGUACCGUAAUAAGUAUAUCAGCGAGAUAACUCUCACAUAUAGCGGCAUCAUCCCGCAUACAACCGUCAUUAAUAAACAGACAUGGGAUAUGCUUGGGAGCGGGGGGACGGGGGGCGCCCCAUGGACUCUUCACUUGAACCCAAGCAAACAGAUGGCCGUAUUCACUCUUGACGCUUUCAACCUUACCGUGACCAACAUUGGGCGGAAGAUGGAAGUUGCCGUCUCGCAUUUACUUUCAGAUGCACAACCAAAGCCCGUUGGUGUCAUAGGUCGGUUGCUGACAAGUGGGCUUCAUGAAGUCUCUCCUGGAACCUUCAAGGUCAAUGACGGGCACGAGUACCGAGCUAAAAAGAUAAAGAAAAACAAGUGUUGGAAGCUCAAACAUUACUCCAUCUAAUGGUUAUAUUGCAAGUCAAAAUGCUGACAUCGUAGCAAAAAUAAAGCAUCCAUUUGCAAAUUGAAAAACUACCCCCUAUAAAAACAAACAUUACGUUAAUACCAGGUUCUACACUCUUACUAAUUGUGGUUGACUUUGGCUUUUGGGAACAGUUGAUGAAGUAAAUUUAGUAAAAUAUCAUGUUAUUUAAUUCCAUAUACAUUUAUUUUCGGCGAGUACAUUUGUUCUAAAUAGUUUUAUAGCAUUUGCUACCAGCUACUGACGAAUAUGAAUGAGAGGUCAUUAUGCUUAUAGAAUAAGUUGUAAUAAACUACUAGUGUUAGUAGUCUUUGUUCUCAAACUAUGGUACAACAAAUGAAGAGUAUCAUUUCUGACCUCUAUGACGAUGAUAACUCUUAUAUAGGAAAACAGGGUUGCUUUGCAACAUUGAACAGUCGGGUUAUCGUCAUCAUUAGCCCUUUGAUGCACAUGCUUAUUCAAAUAUGUGUUAAGUGAAUCACUAAUAUUAUAUAUAUAAAAAUAUACAGAUA